AUGUCGAAGCUUAUCACAAUUCUAGGUAUCACUGGCGUACAGGGUGGCUCUGUCGCGGACGCAUACCUCCAAACUCCAAGAUGGAGGAUCCGUGGUAUUACACGGAAUCCAGGGUCCGAAGCUGCACGGGCGUGGGCCUCAAAGGGCGUCGAAGUCGUCCAGGCAGAUCUCGACGAUGUGGAGUCACUCAAGCGUGCCUUUGUCGGAGCAGACGUGAUCUUUGGCGUCACCGACUUUUGGACCAUCAUCAAAGAUCCUGCCAGCAGCGCCAAAAAACGACCCGGUCAAGAACUCGUUGAAUAUUGCUACGAGGUUGAGCUACAGCAGGGAAAGAACAUAGCCGAUGCUGCUGCCACUGUACCGGGCCUCCAUCGCUACGUGUUCAGCUCAAUGGCAAAUGCGGCCAAGGAGAGCAGGGGCAAGUACAGCAAGCUGUACCAUAUGGACUCCAAGGCGGAGGCCGCCGAGUAUGCGCAAACACUCCCCGCUCUUCGGAACAAGUCUUCCCAGGUCCAAGCCCCCGUCUAUUUCAAUCUUCUCUGGCAAUGGGGCCUUCCAACGACACCCAAGAAGCAAGCUGAUGGAACUUGGCGUUUGAGCGGAAUCGGCCCUGGUGACAAAGGCAUUCCACUCGGCCACGUCCGAAAGGACCUCGGGCCUUGCGUCAAGGCCGUCGCGGAGGCCGAGCCUAAUGUGAACCUUUUCGCGAUCGGCGAGUACGUAUCGUGGACAGAAUGUCUCAGGAUCUUUUGCGAAACUCAGGGACUCAAGUAUGGCGGGUAUGACGAGCUCUCAUUCGACCAGCUCUGUGACCUGCUGCCCGGUGGCAUCGGUCAUGAGUUUGGCUUGAACAUGCUGUUCGCUUUCGAGUUCGGCUACGCGGGAACUGACCCUGCACUGAUCACACCCGACAAGCUUGGCGUUCGAAUGACUUCAUUUCUUGAUUAUUGCAAGGAGACAGACUUUUCUGCGAUCCUUUCGUAG
Molecule: messenger RNA, 984 nt
Organism: Colletotrichum graminicola M1.001
Lineage: Eukaryota; Fungi; Ascomycota; Sordariomycetes; Glomerellales; Glomerellaceae
Product: NmrA-like family protein
Exons: 4
Coding region: 1-984 (327 amino acids)
Source: RefSeq, a predicted model, not a curated record